CUGUGUAUGAAAAGAAAGAAUGAAUCUUUUAUUAUAAAUGAAAAAAAAAAAAUUAUUGAACAACGAAAGAAAAAAUAAAUAUAAUUUACCUAUGUAGUUUGUUAUUGAGAAGAUGAUGUGGUAAAGUGAGAUGGAUAAAACCGGCAUGAAACAAUGUAUUAAGAGAGGGAGUUGUUGUAUAAAAAUUGUUGAUAAAGAGGGGUAAAGUGAGAGGAAAAAAAAUUCUGGAACAUGCUGGGAGGCUGACCAGCAUGGUUGUCGAUGUGGUUAGAAAGCCUUUAAACUAUAUACAAUUUAGUCUCUCUGUUUCUCAGGUAUCACACUGAUGUAGUUUUUUUUUUUUUUUAAAUUAAAUUCAUUUUUUAACUAAUUAAUUAUGAAAAUCAAUAAUCAUUAAAGUUAUUAGUGUUUAAUUUACAUUGAAAUAUCAUUUUUUUCAAAUCGAAAUAUUAUUUUUUUCAAAUCGAAAUUUUGUUUUUCAAAUCGAAAUUUUUUUUCUUCAAAUCGAAACUUUUUUCUUCAAUUCGAAAUAUUUUUUCUACAGCCGAAAUAUUUUUUUUUAAAUCGAAUUAUAUUUGUUUUUCGAAUCAAAGUCUUUUUUUGCAUAAAUAAAAGUAUUUUUUUUAUUAAAAUAUAAUUUUUUUUCUACUAGAAAUAAUUUUUUUUAAAUAAAUUAUUAAUUAAUUUAUUUUUGUGAUAGUUUUGUGUAUAUUUUUAUGUGUUUUGUUUGUGUGGGGUCUUAUUCUACCUUAUUAAGUUAUUUAAAUUUUAAAAAUAAAUCCCCUCCCAAGUUGUUUAAUGCAAGUGUAUGCGUUGUUGAUAGUAUACCUCGUGUAAACGGUACCAGUUUGGUGCCAGUUGCGCGAGCGCGAUCUAUCUGAUGCUGUAUUUAAGUGUAUUCAUCGAUCGAUUAUAAAUUUAAUCAAGCUUCUAUUAACUCGGCGGACUUGAAUAACCAUCAGCAAUAAAAACCGAGAGGAAAAAAAAAUAUAAAAAUCAGAAAAGAAGAGGUCACGAUAUUCUCGCAGCUUGGAGUUCUUUCUACUGUUGUCUGUUGUUGCCUCUCACCUCUUUGCCUUUCAUUUCUCGUUUAUAAAUUUACUUGUCUUUAUUAUUUUCCACAUCAAUAAGACAGUUAAAUCAUUAAUUUUUACAUUUGUGUCACAUGUGCUAGUGUUUUUAAAAUACAAAAAUAAAAAAAUAAAAUCAGUGCUUCUACAUGUGUAUAGAAAAUAUUUACGACAGGUUGUGAAAAUAAAAGAAAAAAUAAGUGAUAUGAUGGCCUACAUGGAAUCGACUAUUUGCCAAGUAAAAACGGGAAAAUUCGUGGACUGACUGGAAAUACAAGUGCAACAUAAAUGGAAAAGAAUUUAGAAAAUAAAAUAUAACAUUUAAAAAAUAAAUAUAUUUUUUAUUUUCAAAUAUGGGACAAGCUUGGUGCAAGGAAAGGUCAUCAAAAGCUCAAGAUUCAAAGUCACCUUUGGAUCGUGUGUUUUUAAGAUGUGCACAUCGGUUGUACCCUGGGUUGAAAGAAGAAGGCUCGGUGUUGGGUGGCGCGACACAAAGAGUUACCAGUUCAGAGAUUGGAUAUGCUGGAUCACCAUCUAGAGAUAUGUUGACAAGAGGAAGUAGUAUUGAUUCUGUUGAUCGACCAUUUCAACCAAGUGAUUGGGUUGAUGUUAAUCUUGAAGUUCCAAAUACACCAAGAGCAAGUUCAGCUAUGACUAAUCGAACAUUUGAUACAACUAUUUAUCACACAACAACACCAUCAUCAAGCACAAACUUUUUAGGCUGUAAUUUAAAGAAUGCCACACCAGUACCUCCACCAAGAAGAAAAAAAAAAAUUCGAGAUAGGCCAUUACCACCAAAACCAGAUGAAGUAUCACCAUCAUCAGACAAUAGUAUUGAGCCACUUUAUUCAUCAAUAAAUAAAAUAAAAAAUAAAGAAAAAAAAAAUAAUAAUGAAUUUUUAAAAAUUAAUGGUAUUGAUAAAUCAAUUCCAAGUGUUGUUGUUUCUGGAUGGAAAUCAGAUGAAAAUAUAUCUAGUCAACAAAAUGAUUCAAUUAUUAAAAAUGGCAGAUUAUCAAGUACAGUUAGUUUGCCAAAUUAUGAUGAAUUAAUAACAUCAAAUAAAAUUACCAAUCAAGAUACAUUGAGUUGUGAUGAAAUUGAUGAUUCAAUUGAUUUGAAAAAUAAAAUAAUUCUUGAUAAUAGAAAAACAUCAACACCAAUCAAGAAUAAUAAUAAUAUAGAUGAAAAAAAAAAUGUCAACAAUGAUGGAUGGUUAUUAAAUGAUAAUAAAAAUAUUUGUGAAUCAUUAAUUUCUGAUUCUGUUGAAAAUAAAGAAUCAAAUGAUCAAUCAGAUGUUAAAUCAAAAGUUCAAAGUUUUCUUGUUUCAGAAGGUUCAAAAGAUGAUUUAUUUUUUGAUGCUGAAGAUACAAAAAGAACAUGCUCAUUAGAUCGUCAUAAAGAUCCAGAAUUAAAAAAAUUUACCCAAUUAAAACGCUCAUUAUCAAAUGACAGUGAAACAUUUGAAAAUUUUGAAGAUAAACGUUUAAGUAUUGCACCAUCAUCACAAACAGAUUCAACACCAAAAAAUUUAACACGUUCAAUAUCUGAAGAAUCAUUUCCAAGUGUAUUAAUGGAAUAUCAAGAUGAUUUUUUUGAUGAAAAAAUAGUAAAAGAUACUAAAAAUGAAAUAACUAAAAUACGUGAAGAAUUAGAAGCUGUUAAAAAUGAAGUUAAAACACCAUCAUCAAGUCCAGAGCCAAUAAUUAAACCAGAUAUACAAAAAAAUGAUUCUUCAUUAUUAUUAAGUGUUAUUAAUAAUAAUAAUGAAAAUGAAGAAAGUAAUUUAAGCUCAAUGACACCAAGUUUAAAUGAACUUGAAGCAGCAUUAUCAGAUAUGCUUGAAAAAACAGAUGAACAUGAUAAUUAUAAUAUUGAUAAUAAUGACAUUUAUGAAACACCAAAUGAUGUAUUAUUAGAAAAUCCAAUUGAGCCAAAUAUUGUUAAAUUAAUAUCUGAUAAUAAUAUUAAUGAAUUAGUUGAUAUUGAUUUAAAUAACGAUACAAUUGUCAAUGGUUUUACAAAAACAAUACCUAAAAUUCGUAGCCUCGAUAGAAAUGAUCAUUUACAUCCACCGGAAAAACCAAGUAGAUUACUUAGAAUUAGUCUUGAUUCAUUGGUUAAUAAUGAUAAAAUUCCAACACCACCAAAAAGAAAAAAUCGUAGUUCAAUUGGGUUCAAAGAAAAUUCAAGUCCUGAACCAUAUCACAAUGACAGACUGAUUUAAUAAUCAAUAAACAUUUUAAUUUUAUGAUUUAAAAAAAUUUUCAUUCAAAAGUUUGUCUAUUUUUUGAUUUUAAAUAAAAAAAAAAUUGUUUUCUUAUUUUUCUAUCUUUGUCAUCAACUUUAAGAUAGAUAGAAACAAAAAAAAAUGUAUCAAAACUUUUGAAAUGUUUGAAAAACUUAAAUAAAAAAAAAAUAAAUAUUCACCAAACGAAGUGGCAUUUUCACGAUCACGUUGGUAAAGCUGAAAAUGUUGAAAAUGGUUUUGAAAAAAAAAAUAUAAAAAAUUGAAGAUUGGUUGUGCAUAAAAAAAGAAAAAAAAAUAGAAAAAAAAUAAAAGACGUAUACAUGAAUGUUUCGUCAAGUCGUUGAGUCUUCAACUUGUCAAGUACUUGUGAGAGUAAUCGGGUAAAACUUUUUGACUUGUGUAUAUCCUGUAUAUCUGAGUGUUGAAAAAAAAAAAAUAUACCAAGUGCAAAGUGUACGUCUAUACCCACAAACUUUAUAACGAACAUAUGCUAUCAAGUUGGGUAAAAAUAAAAAAAAAAUCUACUCCAAUUUCUUGAUUCAUAUCCUUUGGCUAAAACCUGAUGAGCAUAAAAUAUAAAAGUGUAAAUUUAUCAAUUCAAAUAAAUAUUUUUCACAAAUAUUUAUCACUUUUUAAAAAACCAAAUAAAAAAUAACAUAAAGAACAAUUAAUUAUUGAAAUAAAAACAAUCAAAAAUACAAAAAAAUUAUAUCAAACAAAAUUUUUCUUUAUUGAUAAUAUUAAUAUUUCUCUAUGUAUUUAUUAUAAAUAAAUUUAUAAAUUAUCAUUAAAAUAAUGUGUUAAUUUAUCUAAACAAUAAAAUAUAUAUAUUUUUAUGUAAAUAAAUUUACAUGAAUAAAUAAAUUAGUACUUAAUUAAUAAAAUAAAAAAUACAAAAAAAAAAAA
Molecule: messenger RNA, 4225 nt
Organism: Aphidius gifuensis
Lineage: Eukaryota; Metazoa; Arthropoda; Insecta; Hymenoptera; Braconidae
Product: homeobox protein 14-like
Exons: 6
Coding region: 1424-3295 (623 amino acids)
Source: RefSeq, a predicted model, not a curated record